Molecule: messenger RNA, 1563 nt
Organism: Halteromyces radiatus
Lineage: Eukaryota; Fungi; Mucoromycota; Mucoromycetes; Mucorales; Cunninghamellaceae
Exons: 5
Coding region: 94-1563 (489 amino acids)
Source: RefSeq, a predicted model, not a curated record
CUCUGUCAUUCAUUCAUUUAAUAUUAUCAACAUCGUCGGCCCAACAUAGCUUUUUAAUUUUUUUUUUUUUUACUCGACUUUAUUAUUCGACUGAUGGAUGAUCCGAACGAACGAACGUUGAUGAGACAAUGUGUCAAUGGCAUAUGUCACUGUGAUUUCCGACUCACAGUUACUAAUUGUGUAGAAUCAUUUGCUUUACGUACCAUGUAUUUAUCUUUUAUUGCUUUGUCUGCACUAGUCAUCAUCAUAGGAAUUGGUUUAUCUUCAGAUAGAUACUUUCGAAAAGGACAUCGUUUAUUUGAAACAGGUUCCGAUCGUGGUUUAUUACGACCUAAACCUAUUGAUUGUCUUGUCUUUUUCAUUACUGUUUUUAAUUCGAAAUUUCAUCGUCGGCACGUGCUAGUCUCACACUUAUUAUUAACCUUCUUCCUUCAUUACCCUCUUUUGGUAGUGCGAAUGAUUUGUGCUAUUCUAAUAGUCAUUGAUCAUGAUCCCACUAAUGUUUUGGCAAGAUCUUUUAUGUUUGAAUUCUCAUGGCAUUUUGGUUAUGCAGCUUGUGCUCUUUAUUUACUAGGUAUUGCUCAGACUCUAUCAGAGAGUCAUAAAAACCUGACGCGUGGAUGGUUACCUUCACCUACUACAGUAGAUAUCAUUGGUAUAUGCUUUAUGUUGGGUCCAGUAGUUCUUCAUAACAUUUGUUCCAUUGCUGCUGGUGCUCUAGCAUAUUCACAAUUAGGUACAGCAGAAGUGUUUACAAACCUGUUAUAUGGAUUUUGGUUCAUGCAUUGCAUCACUCUCUCUCUUACUGUCCUUUUUGCUGGAGUACGGUUGAUUCGCAUUUUAAAUUGUCAUUUGAUCAAAUUCCCUCCUACUGGUGAUCGAUACAAGUCCAUCCGUCUUGGUGUAUUCAAGAUUCAAGCAUUGAUGACGAUUAUAGUCCUAUGUUUAGCAGGAUAUGCAGUGUUUUUAUUAGUCUAUGCAAUUGUUCGUGAUCAAGUCACACAAAACAGUGCAGGUAGCAUUGCCAUGGCGACAAUUUGGAAUUUUUGGGCACCAGUGGCUACGUUAUUGGGAGAAAUUGCUUUGAUUGUGGAUCCCAAGUUGGGAGAAAAUACAAAUUUUGGUAUCAAGACAUCAUCGACAGGCAAGACAACUACCAAUAAUACUAGUAGUAAUGCUCUCCAUUCCAUGACCAUGAGUAUGUCUCAACAACAAUCAAAACAACAAGAUCAGGAUGGGAUGAUGUUUGUGUCUGCUACGGCUGCACCUACUCUUAGUUUGGGUGCAUUUGAUCCAUUUACAAAGGAUCCAAAUGGUCCAUUGACAAAGCCUAUGUUUGCUGCUGAAGUGGAUCAUACGGGUAUUCCUUUGGAAGAUAGUGUUUAUAUCCAACAUCAUCAUGUAAAUAACAACAACAAUAAUAAUAAUUAUAGUCAGAAUCAUACUAGUAUCGGUACUGGAGCUGAUAGUGAUAGUGAUACCUUUGUGAUGUAUCCCCAAAGACAAGAUAGUGAUAUUCCAUCAAGAUCUUCAAAAAGUCAUCUUGUCCAUCAUGAUUCAUGA